Molecule: messenger RNA, 792 nt
Organism: Cucurbitaria berberidis CBS 394.84
Lineage: Eukaryota; Fungi; Ascomycota; Dothideomycetes; Pleosporales; Cucurbitariaceae
Product: dUTP diphosphatase
Exons: 3
Biological process (GO): dUMP biosynthetic process; dUTP catabolic process
Molecular function (GO): magnesium ion binding; dUTP diphosphatase activity
Source: RefSeq, a predicted model, not a curated record
CCAACCAUCCACUGCACACAGUCUGUUAACGAAACUAGAACAAAAAGAAGAGAGAAGAGAAUGUCAACAACACAAGACCUCGAAAACAUCUCCACCCCAGCACCCGACCACGAACCGCCCUCCCUCCCCGCUUCACCCCUCCCCAAGCGGACAAAAGUCAUCGACGACCCCACACCCCUCGCCCACCACACAUCCUCCUCACUACGCCGCGGCACGGAUUCAGGCGCCGCGACCCCGACGCCCCUAGCACACACGUACAACCCCAGCGCAUCAUUGUCAUCAAACAACAUGUCUGAACCUGGUCUACAACCGCCCGCGCAAAUCGCCCCGUCAAUCGCAGCGGCCGCGGCAGCAGAGCAGCAACUGCAGGUCCUCCUACUCAGCGAGCACGCGCGCGCGCCUACAAAGGGGAGCGUCUACGCUGCUGGACAUGAUCUGUAUAGUGCGAAGGAAUUGGUGAUCCCCGCGAGGGGAAGGGCGCUGGUUCCUACGGAUAUUUCCAUCUCGGUGCCGGUGGGGACAUAUGGCAGAGUCGCACCGCGCUCUGGCCUUGCGUAUAAACACGGCAUCGACACGCUCGCUGGCGUCAUCGACGCUGACUACCGCGGUCCCGUCGGCGUUAUCCUCGCGAAUCUGUCGGACAAGGACUUUGAGGUCAAGGUCGGUGAUCGCAUUGCGCAAUUGAUCGUGGAGAAGAUCGUCAUGCCUGAAGUUGUCGUGGUGCAAAAGCUCGAGGAGAGUGUUAGGGGCGCUGGUGGAUUCGGGAGCACGGGAGGCUUUGGAGCGGGCACA